GAUGUCUCCGACGUUUGGUUUGGUGAAGGAUAUUACGCCUAAGGAUACACAUUGGGCACUUCGUCUGCGUUUGCUUCGUGUGUACGAAAACAUAAGUGACACUGGUGACGUUAGAGGAUUGGAAUGUGUAUUCCACGAUAAGGAGGGUGCUAGAAUUCAUGCUACGAUAAGGCUGUCGCAAUUGGCUAAAUAUAGACAACUUCUUACGGAGCGAUGUUUGUAUGAUGUCCAUCAUUUCAUUGUUGCAAUUGAUGAAAAGAAGUGUAGGACAACAGAUAAUAAGUUUAAGAUGAUAUUUUAUGAAAAGACAGAGGUUAUCUAUUACGAGGAUGAUGCAUUUCCUAACCAUGUGUAUAAGUUCAAGAGAUUUGAAUCAUUGUUGAAUGCGAGAAUAAUAGAUGAGAGUGAG
Cuscuta europaea is the source of this 409-nucleotide messenger RNA. Lineage: Eukaryota; Viridiplantae; Streptophyta; Magnoliopsida; Solanales; Convolvulaceae. The record is from the annotation of a GenBank genome assembly.